GUUAAACAAUCAGCCCAAGACGCUUUCAACCAGUGGGUUCAAUCACGUAUGCGCGAGAUGGUCUGGGCGGGGCCAUAUAUGCUUCCUAAUGGAAAAGUCAUAGUUCCUUGGCCAGGGACAAUAGUUCACUACUACGCCGCCACAGAGAUAGUAAGAUGGGAGGACUAUGACAUAAGGUUUGAGAAUGAUAAGCAAAAGUUUGCAAGUUACGGAAACGGAAUUACACGAGAAGGAUAUACUCCUGAUAGUAUACCUUGGCUGAAUCACACUGAUCGAUAUUUACGGCCUCAAACUAAGAGCUUCACAUUUGGCUAG
Molecule: messenger RNA, 315 nt
Organism: Fusarium oxysporum Fo47
Lineage: Eukaryota; Fungi; Ascomycota; Sordariomycetes; Hypocreales; Nectriaceae
Exons: 2
Source: RefSeq, a predicted model, not a curated record